AACACAGAAAAAAACGAGCUGGGCUUUCUAUAUAUAACGUUGUCAAAAACCCCUCUUCUCUCACACACACUCUCAACACACAACCUUCGUGCUCUCCGUCUCUCCCAAAACCCCAUUUCUCUUUCUCUCUCUACAACCUCAGAUCUCUCUCUCUCUCUCUCUCAAUGGCCUCUGUUACAGGAACUUCGAUUUCCAUGGCCUCCUUCAAGGCCAGCUUGGCACCAAGCAGCAGGACCUCUAAUCUGAAAUCAGUUUCCUUUCCUAAUAGUGGGAAAAGCUUCACAACUCUUAGGAUGCAGCCAGCACGUUUCCGUAUUUCUUGUGCGGCCAAACCAGAGACAGUGACAAAGGUGUGUGAAAUUGUGAAGAAGCAGCUAGCUCUACCUGAUGAUUCCGCAGUCACUGGAGAGUCAAAAUUUGCUGCCCUUGGAGCUGAUUCUCUUGACACGGUUGAGAUUGUGAUGGGACUUGAGGAGGAGUUUGGGAUCAGUGUGGAAGAAGAUAGUGCACAGAGCAUUGCCACUGUUCAAGAUGCAGCAGAUCUGAUUGAGAAGCUCAUUGAGAAUAAGGGUGCUUAAAAUAGUUUGAGAGAGAUCAUUGAGAAGGUUGCUUAAAAUAGUUUGAGAGAAUGUCAGACAUUUUUCUAUAUUAGUCUAUCUAGAGUUUUAUAUUUCAUGCAGUUCUUUUAAACUCAGUUUGCAUGUCUUGCUCGUGGAGCUUGUAGCGUUCUCAAAAGAACUCACCUGGGACUCUUAUGUCCCUCACUUUUUUUAUUUGUCUAGAACUUUGAUGCCUCCGUUUCAUAUC
This is a messenger RNA of Quercus lobata, 807 nucleotides long. Its product is annotated as acyl carrier protein 1, chloroplastic-like. Gene Ontology annotation, molecular function: phosphopantetheine binding; acyl carrier activity. Lineage: Eukaryota; Viridiplantae; Streptophyta; Magnoliopsida; Fagales; Fagaceae. Gene Ontology annotation, biological process: fatty acid biosynthetic process. The transcript is spliced from 4 exons. Bases 165 to 578 code for a protein of 137 amino acids. The record is from RefSeq and is a predicted model, not a curated record.